AUUUUCGAUAUGAGUUCUAGCAGGAAUUCUUUAUUGAUUUGGGCCUACGCUGUAGGAUGCUUCGAUCUGGUCAGCGCAGUGCUCUUUUCUAUGGUCAGUUUCAAGACGAUCUGCGAUCACUUGAGUUGGCUGACAAUUUUUGCGACUAUUUUUGGCCUUUUCUGGGUAUCGAUGAUUGUGAUGCUCCUGGUUGGCAUUCAUGGGCGCAAUCCCAGAUGUGUUCGUGCCUGGAUUAUCUUCUCCUGCCUUGGCAUCCUGGUGGAGAUGUGCCUGAUUUUGUAUGCCGUUUUCAGCGAGAGCUCUUUCCAAAUGGGUCUGGUCAAAAAUGGAUUGUUGCUGAUGCUGGGAUUGGUUGUGGAGUGCAUCUUUCUGUACAUUGUUCAGCGAUUUUACGUGACUUUGGCCUUUUGUCAGGCGUGUCACAAGGCUUUAACGUCAAAAGUUGUCCAAGAAAAUCAUACUUAUACAGAACCCAGACAGCAGCCUAAAAGACAACCACAAAUCCAACAUCCCAGAGGAAAAAUAGUUCAUAACGCCCCAACACAUCCCAUGAAACUGAGUUUCCUUCGAUCUUCGGACAGCAGUUCAAUGUAA
Messenger RNA from Drosophila takahashii, 594 nucleotides. RefSeq lists its product as uncharacterized. Lineage: Eukaryota; Metazoa; Arthropoda; Insecta; Diptera; Drosophilidae. The record is from RefSeq and is a predicted model, not a curated record.